AUGGAAGUGGCUGAACACUCACAAGGCAAUCCUUCUCCUAUUCCUCCACCGCCGGACGAGGUUGCCGCGGCGGCGGUAGCAAUGUCUUCGCCGUCUCUUCCGUGGACAAGCCUCCUCACCGUUAAAAUUAUCAACACAAUAACAGCUCUUUCCAGCCGCCAAAACGGCACCGUCAACCGCAGGCUUCUCGAUUUGUUCGCUUACACUUACAAGGCCAAGCCCAACCCCAAACCAAUUAACGGCGUCUCCUCCCUUGACGUCACCGUGGACCCCUCCCGCAAACUCUGGUUCCGCCUCUUCCUCCCGGCGGCGGCGGAAUCAUCCUCCCCUCCGCUUCCCGUCAUCGUCUUCUUCCACGGCGGCGGAUUCGCUUACUUGAGCGCCGACAACAAGGCGUACGACGCCGUGGCCAGGCGGUUCGCCCGGCAGCUCCGCGCCGUGGUGGUGUCCGUGAAUUACCGGUUGUCGCCUGAACAUCGUUACCCGGCUCAAUACGACGACGGGUUCGACGUCCUCAAGUUUUUGGACGGCGGCGGGAAGGACGUAUUGCCGGAGAAUGCUGACGUGUCUCGCUGCUUCGUGGCCGGAGAUAGCGCCGGAGCUAAUGUGGCGCACCACGUGGCAAAGCGGGCAUGCAAUUCAGAUGACUUUAAACAACUCCGGGUAGUCGGAUUAGUGUCAAUACAGCCCUUUUUCGGCGGGAACGAACGGACCGAGGCAGAGAUAAAACUAGCCAAGGUUGAUCCUUUGAUUUCGGUGGCCCGGACAGAUUGGCUCUGGAAGGCGUUUCUGCCGUCGGGGGAAGGGGCUGACCGUGACCAUGAGGCGAUCAAUGUUAGUGGUCCCAGGGCGAUAGACUUGUCAAACCUGAAAUUUCCGGCGACAAUGGUGGUGAUUGGUGGUUUUGAUUCACUCAAGGAUUGGCAAAUGAGGUAUUACCAAUGGCUUAAGAAGUGUGGUAAGGAAGUCUACUUGGUGGAGUAUCCUAAUAUGGUUCACGCAUUCUAUAUCUUCCCUCAACUUAAAGAGUCGGGAGAUUUGAUUGCAAAAGUCAUGAACUUUGUUGACAAUCAGUGCUCUAAAGAGGUCAAAUAA
Molecule: messenger RNA, 1095 nt
Organism: Oldenlandia corymbosa var. corymbosa
Lineage: Eukaryota; Viridiplantae; Streptophyta; Magnoliopsida; Gentianales; Rubiaceae
Source: the annotation of a GenBank genome assembly